Messenger RNA from Corticium candelabrum, 1455 nucleotides. RefSeq lists its product as uncharacterized. The record is from RefSeq and is a predicted model, not a curated record. Bases 136 to 1293 code for a protein of 385 amino acids. NCBI's taxonomy places the organism in Eukaryota, Metazoa, Porifera, Homoscleromorpha, Homosclerophorida, Plakinidae. The transcript is spliced from 6 exons.
AACUGAAACGCAUGCAACGACUUGCAAAGUCAAAAGUGAACGAAACGAGCGAAACAAUCGGAGAGACCGACAGCAUCCAGUUGAAUCAAAGUCAAGAGGGAGGGAGAGAGUCAGUCACCGUUUGCGAGUGUCAGUAUGAUCUCCAUGGAUCUUGACUUGGAUGGUAAUGCUGAUGUAUUGGAUAGUCAAGGGACAGUGGAGGGUGGCCAGUGUGCACAAGCAAUUGAGACUGACUUGGUUGUUGAGUCGAUGCUGGAGGCAACGAACGAGAUGGAGGAUGACGCGAUGAGCAAGUCGGUGGAUGUUUGUGCGAUUAGUGGGAAGGUUGAUGAUGACUUGUGGAGUCUUUCUGAUACGGACAGUGUGGAUGCGAAGCUUGUGUGGUCGGAAGCUUGUGGGUGUGAAAUGAAUCCGGGACCAAACACGCUUGCACUUCAUGGACAGAUCUCUGUUGAAGGUCAGUAUUUCAGUCGUGGUCUGCUAUGUGAGUUAGGCUCUUUGCAGUACUUUCUUGAUCGCGUCCCGACGCCAAGGAGACAACAAGGAAUCGUUGUUCUUCCUCGCAACCCUGAUGUGACAAUUUCUAUCAACAAGAGUGACGGAGGUCAUCUACUCGUCGGUGAAAUACAGAGAGUAUGUCUACAGCUCUCAACAGGCAGACAAAGCAUCCCACUAUCCUCCACCCUACAGAUUGAAAUUCCCAAGGAAUUCUCUAUCCAACGUGUUCUCUCUUCGUCCAUCUCACCUACAUCCUCCGAUGAUGACCACACACCCACAAACACCUCAGUCUCUUUGUCCAAAACCGACAACGUAAUGGUUUGCCUGCAGCUUCCAGCAGUUGGAGCGGAGAGAGACCUUGACAUCGAGCUGCAAGUGACGGCCAAUCGAGAGGCAAGCAGCAGCAGUGCACGAUGCUGGGAAGUCAAUUGUGUCUGUGGUAUCUCCCUGUACACAGAGCUAAUCUCUCGCUUAUAUUCUACACUCCGAUUAAAUCAAUUAUCAAGCUCCUUACCCGCACGAAACAGGCAGUUCCUCCAGGCAUUUAUUUCCAAUACGUUUCUGGUGGAGUUGGUGCUUCAAUCAGUAAAAAUAUUGUGUGGAAAUAUUAAGCUACAAGCGAUGCAUAGUGAGAUGGAAACGGAGCAGACGGUCAUACCUGCACAGACAACAGGGUACCUGUGGGUGACAAGUGUGGAGACGAAAUUGGAGGUUCUAUAUAGUGAAAUGUUUGAUGUGUGGUUUUGUGUUGUUAGGAGAAGUUUUAGCAGGACAGCAGGGAUGUUGUGCUAUUAAAUAUAAAAUCGAAAGUUUUAAGGAUGAACACGAAAUGAAGGUCAACUUUCAUCUUUAAUAUUCAGUGCUUCUACUAUAGUAUCGAAACAGACCAGUAACUAGAAGCAAACAACUGUGAACACAGCUCUACGUAUGUAUAGCAUGUACUAAUGGUUAGUGAUA